AAAAUGUUUCUUAGCCAGCACCGAAGAACUUCUAGCGGAAGUCCCCUUAAUAGUAGAAUUUCUCAGAAUAGCUUAUCUAAAGACUACAGCAUGGCAUUUGAGAGGUCGAGACUCCUUGCUCAAAUGAACUGCUUCACCAACACAAAAUUUGAGAAAUUCAAAACUAAUAAAAUCGUUAAUUACGGCCUAAGGCCCGUUCAGACUCCAAAACUUAGUAUGUUGGAUACUACCAGAAAGAAAAGUUUUAACCGUAAUCCAAUAAGCAUGGGUGCCCAGAAGGAUAAUCUUGGACUCAGAGCACCAAGAAGGAUGAACUUACGCAAUCCAAAAAUUCAAAAAUUAGUCAAAAUGAAAUAACAUGAAAUUUGCCUCAUCAAGGCCUCAAAGAGAUGCAGAACCUAUAAACUUGAGUAAUUAUAAGAGAGGGUUAUCAAAUAUUUCUGGGCUGACUGCAACGAGACCCUCGACUGGUUGGAAAGAUCUGAGCUCUAUCUCCUUGAGGCCUACAACAAGACUAUCUAAUUCUCCAAAUUUGCAUUUCUCAUCCCUGAAAGCUAGUCCAACCUACGAAACGUACAAAAUACAAACAUCAGAACGGAAGUCAGCUAGGAAUGAACACGAAGUGCAGCCAUUCAUCAAGAACGAAGGAAUGAUCUGUAUCCAUGAGCGGCACAAGAGCCUGUCUACAACCCAGAUGUUCAUCAAGUCCAUCCAGAGUAAUAUAGAGAAAUUAAAACGCACGAGAGAUUUCUGGAAACCUGCAGUAAAAGAAUCUAAAAACUCCUCAAAAAGGCGCCAAAGUAGCCUCAAAUAAGGCUCGAAAGCGUGUUGGUAGGAUCUACACAGACGAAGAGGUGCUCAACCUACCUUUCAAUGAGAUGAGGAUGCGCCUGGAAGGCGACAUCCUAAAAAGACACUUUAAAAGCUGGGAUGAUUCUAAUGCAGUAAAAAUCCAAAAAGUGUUCAGGGGAUAUAUGAUGCGCAAAUAUUACUUCAAGCGGCAACAAGAAAAACUUAUCAGAGAGUUCUGUGAGAGAAGAAGUGUCAAGAUUAUCCAACGAGAAUGGAAAAUCUUCUCCUUCCAACUCCAGAUGAAGAGGGAUGCGAUUGAGAGGCGUAAUGUACAGAUCACCAAAAUUCAAAAGUUCAUGCGAGGAUUUAGUGUCUGGAAUGCCCUUGGUGCACAAAGAACCAUGGCAAUAAUGGCAGCUCUUCAGAAAUCACUUCAUUCCAUCUCUGCUAAAAAUAGGUCUGUUAUUAUUAUUCAGAGAAGGUUCAGGAAAUAUAUGAAAAAUGUUCAAGAAAAGAGGAGAUUAGCACUUUUAGAGAAACAAAGACUUGAGCAAAAGUUAGCAGCCCUCAAAAAGUCAAAACCAGAGGCCAGAUACAAGAUAGUCAACCGAGGAGGUGUAAUUGUUCGGGUAGACAUCGACCAAGAACGCAAAAAACUUUUAAAAGUAAAGGAGAAGUUCAAGCCAAGUUCAAAGAAAUCUAAGAAAAAGAAUCAUUUAUAAUUUAAAUUAUACUGAUCAUAUUUUGUCCAUAAUCCUUCGGUCCUAAUUUCGAACCUUAAGCUUCUUUGAGGGUCUAUUAUCUUGAAAUCUCGUUCUUUUCUGUUGCUAGAUUUUCAGUUAAGUACUUAAAAACUGAUAUCUUGAGCAUUAAAACUCUGAAAUUAAACUUUAGCGCAUUAAGGAAGCAUGACUUAUACAAUAGUUUAUUAGCAAUGCCCAUAUUGGCACCUCUGAGGCUUGAUUUGUACACUCAGUAAGUCUUGAGAAAUAGCUUU
This is a messenger RNA of Moneuplotes crassus, 1789 nucleotides long. The record is from the annotation of a GenBank genome assembly. NCBI's taxonomy places the organism in Eukaryota, Ciliophora, Spirotrichea, Euplotida, Euplotidae.